GCGGCCGGGUCCCUGGAGAGUCAGAGGAAUUGGAUCCGAAGAGCCGGGCCAGGCGCGGCUUCUUUAGGCCGCCAUGCCUCAUUCUCGGCGGGUCAGCCACCUCCUGGACCUGGAGAAUCCUCUUCAAGCCGUAGGUCCUUCCAGAAGAGCAGACUGUUGAAGCAACUGUUGGGCACAGAAUUUCCCCAGAUCCCCAGGCUCAGGCUCCUGUCAAUCACUCUCUGAGGUGCCUCUGGUGCUUGGUGAAGAAUAUUUCCAGAUACGUCACAGACAUUAAGCUUUUGCCUCCCAAUAUCAAGGACAAGAUGAUCAAAAUAAUGAGUUUUCAAGGGCGAAUCACAGAUUCCAAUAUCAGCGAGAUUUUGCACCCCCAAGUGGAGUCUCUGGACCUGCGAAGCUGCGACGUUUCCGAUAUCGCGUUGUUGCAGCUCCGCAACUGCAGGAAACUGAAGAAGUUGAAUCUGAGCUCCUCCAGGGAGAGCCGCAGCGCCAUCACUUCGGAAGGGAUCAAAGCCGUGGCCUCGUCUUGCGCGUUCCUCUACGAAGCCUCCUUGAAAAGGUGCUGCAAUCUCACAGAUGACGGCGUCCUCGCUCUUGCCCUCAACUGUCCGCUGCUGAAGAUAGUGGACUUGGGCGGCUGCUCGCGUCUCACGGACGUGUCCUUGCGGGCCCUCGGGGAGCACUGCCCGUCCUUGCAGAGCGUGGACUUCUCCGGCACUCAGGUAACUGACCGUGGGGUGGUUUCACUUGUGAGUGGACUCUGCGCUAAGAGAUUAGAGGAGAUUCACAUGGGCCACUGUGUGAACCUGACCGAUGGUGCUGUGGAGGCUGUCCUGACUUGCUGCCCUCAGAUACACAUUUUGCUUUUUCACGAGUGCCCCCUCAUCACAGAUCAUUCCCGAGAAGUCUUGGAGCAGUUAGUGGGCCCGAACAAGAUCAAACAAGUGACGUGGACUGUGUACUGAGGCUUCCUCGACCCUCCAAUGACUCAGCCACUUUCCCUAGAAAGGACGGCCUGGGGAAGCUGGCUUUUCUUCAUGUGGGCCAUAUUGAUUUGUCUCUGUUUUUAGCCGACUCCGCAUGACUCGCUCUGUCUGUAGAUACCUUGUUUUGGCUUUCCUGGUAAAAGGAAGCCCUUCAAGAAUGCAAACACGCUCCCCAUCCUCUGUAUUUCCCCUUAGAGUCGCUAUUUAACAUGUUCUUCCUCGGCCUGGGCCAUUUUGUUUUUGUUUUUACAAUAAAACCCUGUCUGAAGGGCGCCUGCAUUUAAAGUGACCCCCUCUCCCUACAGCACGAGUGUUGGCUCUUCCUUCAGGCCGUCUUUCCUGAUUCCUGCACGCCAAACAACCCGUCGGGUCCUGAGCUCUGAGCGUUUUCUUCUGAACUGGUUCUUCGCCAUCUAGGAUGACGCCCCCAUUCUCGUCCGAGUGACUGGAUUUCCCGGCUUUCCGUGCCAUUCAGCAGAGUCGCACUGGGGCUCGGUUUCUCCAGCCGUCCGUGGGUUCCCUCCUCAGAGGGCUGCUGACCCUUUUAGAGAGGAUGAAGAUGCGUUUUUAGAAGGAGGAGCCAGAUGGGGCUCUGAGAGCCUCCAUGAGUUCAUGAUUCCCAAGGGAGACGGCUUUCCCCUGGUUGCAGAGGAUGGGGCAGAGAAGUACCAUAGGAACCACUCAGAAAAUGGAGGCGUUCUCAGACCCUGGGAGCCAAGGGCCUCUCUUCCUGCCCUUCCCACCUCCCAGCCCACUUGCCCCACGCCGGUGUUCUCUGUGCUGCCAUCUUGAGGCCCCGUUACCGUGGUUCCACGAGGGAGGCCCCCAGCGCGAGCUCACAGGGAAGGGGAGGUCAAGGCUGGGAAGGGCCUUUCCCCUGGCCCAGGAAUUUGUUUCUGGCCACCUGAGAAGGGGACCUUGUGAUGGAUAAAGAGCCUGCAGCCGUAAAUAGGCCGUGGCUUGUGGAAAUGGGCCGAUUCCAGAUCAUAGGACAGAAAUCUUAAGGCUCUUUAAGUGGAAGCCUCUCCAUUGGGGCGAUGCCCCCCAUGUUCUUCAGUUGUUCCGGAAGAGGAAGCUGUCCUCGACUACAGAUUCGCCCCCAGCUUUGAAAUGGGACUCUUCUAGGCAUCUUUCCCAAAGAAGAGGCUUCCUACAAUCCCCUUUUUUGGUCCUUUGUUCACUCAUUCUUUGUUAAACGCUUCCCUUCCGUCUUAGAGCCAUGCUGUGUCCUGGUCCGGGACUGCAGCGCCCUGUGGCCUCCCGCCCUUCUCCUUGACUUCUCCCCUGAACCCCCAGGCGGCAGAAACCAGCUGCUGAAGGCUGGGGAUGACGGCAGACCAUGGCCAGAAGGAUGGGCCGCCCUGGAGGUCUAAGCGGAGCACUGCGCCGUCCCCCAUCCCCCCUUCCCAAGACUUGGCCAGACUGCCAGGGAUCUGGCUUGCGCUUCUCCCAGCUCUGCGCCUUCUCACCAGUCUGCCAGGGAAGCGAACGACCGACCGGCGCGUCCUUUUGGGUGGAAGCUGGGGGGGGAGGAAGAAUUCCAUGGAGGGACCCUUCCUGGCAGUGCCACCCACAGCAGAAACGAGCUUGUGUUUUAAAAAGAUGCCAAGGGCGGGCGCUGGGUGACUCCGUGGAUGGAGAGCCAGGCCUGGAGACGGGAGGUCCUGGGUUCCAAUCCAGCCUCAGACCCUUCCUUGCUGGGUGGCCCUGGGCAAGUCACUUGACCCCCAUGGCCUAGCCCUGACCUCUGCUUUGCCUUGGAGCCCAUCCACAGUUCGGAUCCUAAGAUGGAAGGACUUAAAGAGGGCGGCCGCCACGUGCUGUGGCCACCGCAUGGCCUUCAGAGUGUUGUGGCCAGUCUCCUCGGGCCUGGACGGCAGCCCCUCCCCCUGGGUGCAUGCGCAGUUUGGUUUCCAGUGGCCGCCCCUUGUAUGGCGGAUGUGGGCCAGUGCCGAGGCUUCCCCCGCCAUUGCGCCUUGCAGACCCUGCGCGUUGACCGGAGAGACUUCACCUGCUCCAGCCUCGAGGCCAGCCUCCCUUCCCGGAGUCCCUCCCUGGGUGUGACCUGAUAUUCCUGAUGGAGCUUUGGGCCGGCUCUGCGCUGGGCGCCUGGGCGGGGCGGGGGAGGAGCUUCCUCUGGGCCGCCCAGAGAGAAGGCUAGGAAGGAAGAGGAUGGCUUGGGCGGGGCCAUGGCCCGCAUACAGCUUCCCCUCCCCCAGCCAGUGGCGGGGCCAGGAGGCCGGGGGUGGCCCUGCCCCCUCGGAGGCAUCUUCAGUGGCCUUUGGGACCCUUCUCCGGGGACGUCUUGGCGAGCCCAGGCAGGCCCCCACCUGCUUUGGCUCCCUGCGAAUGAGGGCUUCUUGGCGCCACAGCAGGAAGGCGGAGAAAAGAAGCCCCCAAAGGGGUCGGCAGGCCCUCAAGCACUAGGUGACACCCUGGUUAGCCCUCGGGACGUGGUGAGGAAGGCCUGAAUUCAAAUCCUGCCCUGGUCACUUACGCUGUGACUCCAAUAUAGGGAUGGGAAGAGCCCCGGGAAAGGGGGGAAAGCGCUCAUUGAUUACGUUAAACACGUUACUGGUAGGGCCGGCUAAGGACUUCCUAAAUAUCUCCUUCACCCCUACAAGGGCCCCAUCCAGCGGCCCAGGAAACAAGCAGGCAGGCCGGCUUGGAACUCGCGAAGGGCUUCCGGUAGAAGGUGGGACUUGAGCCGAGUCUUAAAGGAAGUAAGAAAUCGGCGGAUGAAAUACGGGCCAGGCACACCCUGGAGGCUCAGAGCCCGGGGAGGGAGACCCUGUGCAGCCGUCCGCAGAGCACUCUCCCCGGGAGGAGCCCCGGUCUGCAGGGUCUCAGCAGAGCCCGCCUAAAGCGGGCGAGGGUUUCUGUCGGGUCCUAGAGUGGAUGGGGAGGCUGGGGGCCGGGCCCGGCCAGCCUCACAGCACACAGGGACCGAGGCCGAACCCAAACCGAAGGCCACCGCAAGGGCCGGGGACGAGGGGUCAAGAAGUCCGAGUUCAGGGCAGAGGGAGUGGGGGGAUGGGCGAAUGGUCCCCUAUCAUUAAUGGGCUCAGGGGCCCUACUGCAGCCAAACCCAAACAGCGCUGCCGCUGCCGGGUCAGCUGCAAGGAGCGAUAACUUGGUCUCCUCCUGGCCUCUUUUGAUGCCUCCAAUUGCUUUUUCUUCUCUACUUGCUCCUGCUAGUGUUUCUAGUACAAUGUCAAAUAAUAGCAGUGAUAAUGGGCAUCCUUGUUUCCCUCCUGAUCUUAUUGGGAAUGCAUCUGGUUUAUCCCCAUUGCAGAUGAUAUUAGCUGUUGGUUUUAGAUAUAUACUGUUUAUUAUUUUUAGGAACGACCCUUCUAUUCCUAUGCUUUCCAGUGUUUUUAAUAGGAAUGGGUGUUGUAUUUUAUCAAAGGCUUUUUCUGCAUCGAUUGAGAUAGUCAUGUGGUUCUUGCUAGUUUGCUUGUUAAUGUGGUCAAUUAUGUGGAUGGUUUUCCUAAUAUUGAACCAGCCCUGCAUCCCUGGUAUGAAUCCUACUUGAUCAUGGUGGAUGACCCUCCUGAUCACUUGCUGGAGUCUUUUUGCUAGUAUCCUAUUAAGAUUUUUGCAUCUAUAUUCAUUAGGGAGAUUGGCCUAUAGUUUUCUUUCUCUGUUUUUGACCUGCCUGGUUUUGGAAUCAGUACCAUGUUUGUGUCGUAAAAGGAGUUUGGCAGAAUUCCCUCUUGGCUUAUUCUGUCAAAUAGUUUGUAUAGUAUUGGGGUUAGCUGUUCUCUGAGUGUUUGAUAGAAUUCACUGGUGAAUCCAUCAGGCCCUCGGGAUUUUUUCUUAGGGAGUUCUUUGAUGGCCUGUUGGAUUUCAUUUUCUGAUAUGGGGUUGUUUAGGUCAUUUAUUUCCUCCUGUGUUAGUCUAGGUGUGUGGGAUAAAAUUUGUACAUUAUUCCCCAAUAUACAUUGAUUAGCAUUAGUAAUCAUAGAUUGGCAGCUUCCUAUAGAAAAUAGUGAAGGGCCCUCCACUAGGGAACAUCAAUCUCUCCUUGUGAAGAGUAGAAGAAACUCCCUCCCCAAGCAGCUUUAUACAUAUAUAUUAAUACAGACCUUUAAUAUACUUUUUCAGCUGUGGCUAGGAGACCCCCUCCCCCCCAUCCUUUUCUUCUGUUCCCAGGGGAAGAAGUUUGGGUGCCCUAAUUCCAAUUAGAGAAAUCUCAAAACUUACAAGUUAUAAUCGUGACUCCAUGUCCCCAGAAAUGUUGCAAUGCUGCGGCCCAAGUAAUGUUUCAAAAAGUGUUUCCUGAAUCUGAUAAAUCCUUGGACAGGCCUAAAACCCCAACUCAAUUAAAAAAUGCAAACCCAAGGCUGAAUUGUUGCAAUCUGGUAAAUCCUUAGACAGGAAGGAAGAUAGAAGGAGGAGGAUACAGAGGAUGUGAAAGUAGAGAUGGCAUUACAUUGAAUCCCUAUAAAAUCUGAGUACACCUAGACAUCGACACCCACUGUUUCUGGGACCUCAGACUGUGGAGCCUGCUUCUCUCUGUCUCUGUCUCUCCCUCUCUCUGUCUAUCUCUCUCUCCCUCUCUCUCUCUCUGACUCUCUCUCUCCCUCUCUGUCUCUCUUUCUCACCCACCCCAACACCUUUUGGUCAGGUAUUCCCUCACUGUACACCUCCAUGCCUUGUGAGUGUGCUACUUGUGCCCAGGUAGCCUUCCCUCCUCUUCUGAGGAUGCUGUCUAAGACUCAGACAAUGUCCUUUGCUCUAUACCAGUGGUUCUCAACCCUUCUAAUGCCAUGACCCCGCACUACAGUUCCUCAUGUUGCAGUGACCCCAAACCAAAAAAUUAUUUUGGUGGCUACUUCAAAACUGUGAUUUUGCUACCAUUAUGAUUUGGAAUGUAACUAGCUGAUAUGCAUUCUGUAUUCUCAUUGCUACAAAUGGAGAGGUGGAGAACCGCUGCGCUAUGCCCUUCCCACACCUCUGAAUAAAGCCACGUGAACUCUACCAGCA
Molecule: messenger RNA, 5975 nt
Organism: Monodelphis domestica (gray short-tailed opossum)
Lineage: Eukaryota; Metazoa; Chordata; Mammalia; Didelphimorphia; Didelphidae
Source: RefSeq, a predicted model, not a curated record